UUUUUUCUUACGCGUAUCUGACCAGCUCAAGUGUUGCGUUCUUCCCCGUGCCUGCCUAGUAUCUUUCUCGUUUCGUGAGCAGCAAGCACACAUUUCCGUGCGGCCUCGACGACGCGGGAGACAUCAAACCAACUAGCAGGCGCAAGACCGGGAACCGGAGUCUCCACUGCCGCCCCUCAAGGGCUUGGUAUUUUAUGGAACGCGUCCAGUUGCGGAUGCCCUCCUCUUUGUCUGCCUGUACUGCAGUCGCUUCCUCUUUCGUUUUCUUCUUCUGGAACAUUUGUACCCAAGGGGACGACAUAGAGGGCGAUACACUUUGAGGCCGCCUCGCCUCUCCCGAUAUCAUUUCCCCCUACUCGCGGAAAGGCAGACUUCCCCCUGAGUCAGCAGAAAUCUUUCAGGUGUGUGACGUCGCCAGAGGCGCCGGGAAGUGUGAACUUUCCCCUUUUUCUUGGUUGCAAACAACUCCCAGUUUCUGCGACCAUAUUGCGUGUAGGCGACGAGCGCGAGGCGAGUGCCCGGAUGUGAGACACGACGAGGCGACGUUUUUGCAUCCGUCGCUCUCUUUCCCAGUCACUUUUUGGUCUUUCCCUUCGCUUUCUCGUCUUGUCCGUUGAUGCAAAACGCCUUUCGCCGGGAGGGAAGCUUCUUUUCGCUGGCAGGCGCCUACUGUUACUCCUUUUGUGACCGCCCUACUGUGCACUCUGCCGGGUUUGUGCGUGUUCUGUAAUCCUUUUCCGUAAGCAGAUGUGUACCGCUGUGGAAUUUUUCAGAAACUGUGUGUAUUUCGAGGAGCUCAUUCACGCGCAGAUGCGCAAAAUGUGCUUCAAUGUGCGGACUUAGGUUCGCCUUCGCUAGACCGACAGAAUCGAACAUUUGACAGACGGUUCUGUACAUGAGUCCCGGCCGUGUUGUUUUUACUCUCCUUGUACGUCAUAUUUUCCGCGUUUUCCUUGUGAUUCAAGAUCACUUCCACUAAAGGAGUGUGCGGCUUCCUUUCCACCUUUUCCCCGCCUUUUGCGGCAAACGCAUUUUCUCUCCGGCCGCGUCGUGCGCCUCCAACCACCCUUCGCUUCUGUCUUUUGAGGGGGCCUACAGAGCAGAGCCUUUGGACAUGUCAAGCACCCUUUUUCUCGCUGGCUUCAAAAAAGUCUCAGCACUUUCGUUCUUUCCUUUCUUUCGUUGUCUGUUCUCUGCCUGUCAAUUGCCGUUUUCUCGCGCCAGUUCCCCCUGAUCUCCGUCUGCCGCGUUUCCAGACUGCCCCGUGUUGCACCAGGGCUCUCUCUGCUUGCAUGUCCAACUAUGCACAUUUCUCCCGUUUCUUUUUUUCCCUACGCUCUAUAUCCGUACUGAUGCAUAUCGUUUGAAUGCGAAGUCGCAUCCAUACGUUAAAAUGCACGCACAUCUGCAAACGGUUCCGGUCCCCUGGUGCAAAGUCGACAGCGCAUGAGAAUUUUUUUUGCUUCUUUUCCGUCGGUCAAGGAAGGAAAAGUGGAAGCUGUUCUGGACAUUUCCUCCCGUCAACUUUGCGUCCGCGAAGCGCCUCUUUUCUCUUUCUCAUCGUCAGUGUGCCUCCCUUCCUCUCUUUCCUUCCCUUUUGUUAACCGCGAUUCACAACUUUUCUCGCCCUUUCCCGCAGCUCUUGCGUGUGUGCUCUGUCUGUCUCCUCUUGGCUUCCACACGGAAAAAGUUUUCUUGUGGAUCUUAAGAUCCCGAUCAAAGAAGACCCGCGAUCGCAGAGAUCUCCCCUGCGCGGAUUUAUCGUUUUUAUGAAAACUGUCUCUCUGCACCCGUCCAGCUCUCGUCUUCUUUUGUCUAGCCACGGAAUCUGCGUAUCAGCCCUGUAGCUUUUUAACCUUCGCCUCCGGACCCGCGGUCUUCGCGUCGCUCUUCCUCUUUUCUUCGUCAGACGCGUUUCACUUUGUGGACUGCGAAGAGGAAAAGGAGCGGAAACUUGGUGUCUGUAGAAGGCAAGAGAGAGACAGCUCGCUGAGGAGGCGAAGAGGCCUAGACGGACCUGGAACAUUUCUGCUCUGCUCGGCUUGCUCUCGGACUUGCUGCAAAAUGUCAAACAUCGCGAGAGAACUCCUCAAAAAACAGUUUCUCGAGUUGAGUCGAGACUGUCCGAGCGGCUGCAGCGUGGGUCUGGACGACGAAGCUGGCGGCGACUUUUUCGUCUGGCGCGUUUGCUUCGAAGGCCCUCCCGACACUUUGUACGAAGGCGGCAUCUUUACCGCGGCUCUCAAGUUCCCCCCCGACUUCCCGAACCAUCCGCCAGAGAUGAAGUUUCUUCAGGACAUGUGGCAUCCGAACAUAUACCCCGAUGGGCGCGUCUGCAUCAGCAUUCUGCAUCCCCCUGGCGACGACGUCUUCAACGAACAAGAAAAAGCUGAGGAAAGGUGGAGACCAAUUCUCGGAGUCGAAGCGAUCCUGCUUUCUGUCAUUUCCAUGUUGGGCGAGCCGAACCUCGAAUCUCCUGCAAACAUCGACGCAGCGGUCCAGUACAAGAAGGAUUUGCCCGAAUAUAAGAAGAAGGUGCGGGCGUUGACACGCAAGAGUGUGGAGGGUUGACGCGUCUCUUUUAUGCCCUUCUCUGGAGAGCUUGGAACUCGGGAACUCCUAGGAAUGCCAUUUUAUCGUGUGGAACGUGGAACUGCAGGCGCUGAUCCAGCGAAGAUGUCUCUCUGGAUAAAUGACUGUGUACCCUCGAGCUGCAACUUCUGUCCUCGCUGUUCUCCUCCCCCCGUCUCUCUUCUUUCUUUUUGCGGCCGCGCUCUCUCUUCGGGUGCGUAGCGUCCCCCCUGCGUCUCUUCUGUGGAAAAAUCCUUCUCUCGUCUCGAACUUGUUCUCUGUUUUCUCUGCAUGCACCCCCCAGAAGAAGGGGGUCUGGGAGUCUUCGGUCGCGACACCAACCACGCAAACCGAGGGCGCUGAGAGAGGAAGCGAGAGUCCAGUGUUGCAGACCUCAACUGUCUACGCGGCGCGACGGACAGACACCCAUUUCGCGCCUUUCGCCUGCCUCCACACUUGGUCGCUGAACUGGUGCUCCAUCACCCACACUGUACACUUAAGAUUCGUAGGUUUCGACGCACUGCCUGUUUCCUGGGAGAGAUCUCCUUUCGCUCUUCACUCGCAUUUCUGCCACUUUGACGGACGAGACGUUUGUCGCAUUUUGAGAGCGAACACCUGAAAAAGACAACGACGAAACGCAGGUUUGAGGAGACGCUCACGCAUUUGUUUCGGACCCCGCCGAACUGCGAACGUCUACCUUGACGAUUCGCCGCCUCGUUUUGUUCGUCUAGCCUCCUGUACGUUCUGCACAGUGCAGUUUCACACCUCGUACUCACGCAGACUGGCACCUUUUCCUGCGGUAGAAGGUCACUCGGCUUUCUCUCCUCACAGGCAAACGCGGAAGGCAAUUGGUAGCCGCUCCUGCGCUAGACACCUGCUUCUUUCAUCGAGGGCUUCCGUUUCCAGGGACGAAUCGCGUUUCUGCAGACUUUUCGAGUAGACAGCUCGCUUCAAAAGGGAAGAGCUUUCCAGUCUUCUGCGCCUCUUCUCGUUUCUGCGAAGAACAGUCGACACAGGAAGGGAAACGUAGUCGAGACUCCCUCCUCUCCCUCUUCCUUCGGCGGCUUCUUGACACCUGUGCUCCUUUUUUCCCCUCUUCAACCGACACCUCACCAGCGCCCCCUAGUCUCUUACAUCCA
Toxoplasma gondii ME49 is the source of this 3710-nucleotide messenger RNA. RefSeq names its product ubiquitin-conjugating enzyme subfamily protein. The record is from RefSeq and is a predicted model, not a curated record. Lineage: Eukaryota; Apicomplexa; Conoidasida; Eucoccidiorida; Sarcocystidae. Gene Ontology annotation, biological process: ubiquitin-dependent protein catabolic process; protein polyubiquitination. Gene Ontology annotation, molecular function: ubiquitin conjugating enzyme activity. The transcript has 4 exons. The coding region runs from base 2065 to 2571 and encodes 168 amino acids.